Molecule: messenger RNA, 2874 nt
Organism: Chinchilla lanigera (long-tailed chinchilla)
Lineage: Eukaryota; Metazoa; Chordata; Mammalia; Rodentia; Chinchillidae
Gene: Epb41l2
Product: erythrocyte membrane protein band 4.1-like 2
Cellular component (GO): plasma membrane; cytoskeleton
Molecular function (GO): actin binding; structural molecule activity
Source: RefSeq, a predicted model, not a curated record
UUUUCUGUGGAGUCUUUUCUGAUUCUCAUGAGACCUCUGUCUUCUGUGUCUCCUAGGAAGUUUAAUGGCACUUACCAGUGUAAGCUGUUACCAUGACUACUGAAGUUGGCUCCACAUCUGAAGUGAAGAAGGACUCUGACCAAUUGGGAGCAGGUGCAGCCAAGGAGAAAGCUAAAGAGGCAGCAGAAAAUCAGCAGAAUCAGUCAUCCAGUCAAGAGGAAGAAAAAGGCUCCCAGCCAUCUCCUGCAGCUGAAAGCCAAAGUAGUCUCCGCCGCCAGAAGCGAGAGAAGGAUCCAUCUGAGAGUAGAGGGAUUUCUCGCUUCAUACCCCCAUGGCUUAAGAAACAGAAGUCCUAUAACUUAGUGGUGGCCAAAGAUGGAGAAGCUAAAAAAGAGCCUCCCCAAGGUGCUGUGGAAGAACAAGUCUUAGACAAAGAGGACUCCCUUCCUGAAGAAGAGAGACGGGCCAAGGGUGAUACUGAAGAAGCCGCCCAGAGGACACCCCUGGAGGUGAAGGUGGACGUCCGAGAAGACAAGCCUGUAGUGGGCAGUGCCGAGACUCAGCCUGCUGAAAAAGUAAGGAAGGAGAGAGAAGAGGAGAAGGUUACGGAAACACAGGAAGACAAAUCAGGAGAAGCAGCAAACAGGGAGACCAAGGAAGUGCAGACCAAUGAGCUGAAAGCAGAGAAUGCCUCUCAGAGAGCCAGCAAGAAGACCAAAACUGUUCAGUGUAAAGUGGCCCUCCUGGACGGCGCCGAGUACAGCUGUGACCUGGAGAAACGUGCUAAGGGACAAGUAUUAUUUGACAAUGUAUGUGAACACCUCAAUCUCUUGGAAAAGGACUACUUUGGACUUUUGUUUCAGGAAAGCCCUGAGCAAAAAAACUGGCUAGAUCCUGCAAAAGAAAUAAAGAGACAGCUGCGAAAUCUUCCCUGGAUGUUCACGUUUAACGUGAAGUUUUAUCCUCCUGACCCUUCUCAAUUGACUGAAGACAUCACCAGAUACUUCUUGUGCCUUCAGCUCCGGCAGGACAUUGCCUCUGGUCGCCUGCCUUGUUCCUUUGUGACUCAUGCUCUUCUGGGGUCCUACACACUGCAGGCUGAACUUGGAGACUACGACCAGGAAGAGCAUGGCAGUAUGGACCUCAGUGACUUCCAGUUUGCCCCUACUCAGACUAAGGAACUGGAAGAGAAGGUGGCCGAGCUGCAUAAAACCCAUAGCCACCAGUGGUAAAAACAGAGAUGGUAACAAUUUCUGAUGCCUCACAAAGGACAGAAAUCUCCACCAAGGAAGUCCCCAUUGUCCAAACUGAGACCAAAACCAUCACAUAUGAGUCUCCACAGAUUGACGGUGGGGCUGCUGGUGAUUCGGGCACAUUGCUGAGCGCACAAACCAUCACAUCUGAGUCCAUGUCAACAACGACAACCACACACAUCACCAAGACUGUAAAAGGUGGAAUAUCUGAAACGAGAAUUGAGAAGCGCAUUGUGAUCACAGGAGAUGCAGAUAUCGACCAUGAUCAGGCGCUGGCUCAGGCGAUCAGGGAGGCCCGAGAGCAGCACCCUGACAUGUCGGUCACGAGGGUCGUUGUGCACAAAGAAACAGAGCUGGCGGAGGAAGGGGAAGAGUAACCGAGAAAGUCAUUUUUUAAACACACGUUCAACUUCAUGAACCUGAAGAAUUUUGAUCAUUUCGAGACUUAAUGCCACACCACUACUCCAGCAAAUUUGUGCUACGGCUGGUAACAAUGACCAGAAGCCUGAAGAAUUAAAAUGCCAACACCAAACCUUACCUUAACAGCUCUGGUCUAUACUGUUUCCCUGCGUUUUUAAUACGUUACUUUGUUUUAUAACCACUUCUAAAUAUUCUUGGUUCUUUCUCCCCCAAUUAAAGGGUUUUGAUUUUGUUUUCUAUUUACUUUGUGUACAACUACCUGCUUUUUAUAACCCAUUUGCUCACAUGACAGUGAACAAAGCCAGCAUGGGCUGGUAAGGUGCUGUUCACUUGAACAGGUGCUGUUGUGCAGAAAGGAAACUCUGUGACUAAUUUAGAUAGUGGUUUCCUCCUUCCAGAUUCUUCCCAUUGAAUUCUUACAGUAAAUAUUUACAGAGUUUUCAGAUUGCAGUCAAUAUACUGUCUGAGAAAAUAUUAAUACCAAUUAAAAGCAUUUCUUUCAUCUUGAAAAUUGUCUAAUGUUUGAGAAUUUCACUGGAAUGUCUUUUUAUAUUGAACCCUUUUGACUUUCCAGUCGUGUGACUUUUUACUUGCUGUAGAAAGUCGGAGACUCUCCAGACUGGAGAAUUAUGAAGUUCACUGACCACGCACUGUGUUCAGAGACCCUGUGGCACCAGAGUGCCAGUGCUUCUCAAACACAUGCUCUUUGACAGCGUCCAGAGCAGGAGGGAGCGGGGGAGACAGCUGUUCCUUCCCUCCUACUAAAAGAGCCAGGCAGCUUAAAACCUUAGUGCUUUCCUUCUUAACAUUUCCCAAUUCCAGUUCCUUUCAUUAUCUGAACACAUGGGCAGUACCCUUGCUUUUUAUUAAAUCUCCUUGUCUAUAUGUAAAACUGACCUUUUGUUAUUGAGCAGAUAUAUCUCUUUCAGAUAGCUUGAUGAUUCGUACAGAUUGAGGAUGCUGGGGAGAGGAGUAGGGGGCCACGGUGGUUUUUUGGUUGACUGUAAGGAAGCUAAACCAUUUAAAGCUGACACCAGAGGCCUGAUAGGGAUUUAUUAACUGUAUUGAACAUUUUCCCCUUGCUUUUGACCCUAUGUAUAGUUAUGAUGCCAGAUUAGAUUUAUAGCCGCUUCAAGUUGUAUUAAAUGAUAUUUUGCUUUCUGUAAUACUGUUAUAAAAUAAAGUUUGUUUAUUCUCUAAA